Messenger RNA from Zymoseptoria tritici IPO323, 1555 nucleotides. RefSeq names its product mitogen-activated protein kinase (gene MgSlt2). Lineage: Eukaryota; Fungi; Ascomycota; Dothideomycetes; Mycosphaerellales; Mycosphaerellaceae. Gene Ontology annotation, biological process: protein phosphorylation; intracellular signal transduction. Gene Ontology annotation, molecular function: MAP kinase activity; ATP binding. The transcript is spliced from 3 exons. The coding region runs from base 311 to 1555 and encodes 414 amino acids. Gene Ontology annotation, cellular component: nucleus; cytoplasm. The record is from RefSeq and is a predicted model, not a curated record.
UGACCAUCCAGCUUACCUUACCAUUUUACCCGACCGACUGCAUCUUGGUCAGCAUUUGCGGCUGGUCUGCAAUCAUACCACAGACAGAAACGAAACCUGCUCAGACCGCCUCAUCUUCUCUCCCGCUCUUCAGUCUCAAACUCCCGUCGAUCCAGGUGGAUCCCAACAUCCAAGCUUGUCUGCAGGGAUAGAAACGACCACUUCGACAAUCUCGUGUGCUUCAUUGAGAUAACGCAGACAAACACCAAGAUCCAUUCGUCAAGAGCGGACCAGCUCCUACCAUCCCAGCAGGCCGCCGACAGCACGCAAGAUGGGUGACCUACAAGGCCGCAAGGUCUUCAAGGUGUUCAACCAGGACUUCAUCGUGGACGAGCGGUACACUGUGACAAAAGAGCUGGGGCAGGGCGCGUACGGCAUUGUGUGUGCUGCGACGAACAAUCAGACGGGCGAAGGUGUGGCCAUCAAGAAGGUCACCAAUGUCUUCAGCAAAAAGAUCCUGGCCAAGCGGGCAUUGAGAGAGAUCAAGCUGCUGCAACAUUUCCGAGGGCACCGAAACAUCACUUGUUUGUAUGACAUGGACAUUCCGAGACCGGACAACUUCAACGAGACGUACUUGUACGAAGAGCUCAUGGAGUGCGAUCUGGCAGCGAUCAUCCGAUCAGGACAGCCUCUGACUGACGCUCACUUCCAAUCUUUCAUCUACCAGAUUCUUUGCGGUCUCAAGUACAUUCACAGCGCGAAUGUGCUCCACCGUGAUUUGAAGCCGGGCAAUUUGCUGGUCAAUGCCGACUGCGAGCUGAAGAUUUGCGAUUUUGGUCUGGCAAGAGGCUUCAGCGUAGACCCAGAGGAGAACGCAGGAUACAUGACCGAGUAUGUUGCUACGAGAUGGUACAGAGCGCCUGAGAUCAUGCUUAGUUUCCAGAGCUACACAAAAGCUAGUGACGUCUGGUCCGUUGGAUGCAUUCUUGCCGAAUUGUUGGGCAGCAAGCCUUUCUUCAAGGGCCGUGACUAUGUCGACCAGCUGAACCAGAUUCUUCACUACCUCGGAACACCGUCUGAGUCCACAUUGGCCCGCAUCGGAUCUCCUCGUGCACAGGAAUACGUUCGCAACCUGCCGUACAUGCAGAAGAUUCCCUUCCACACUCUGUUCCGCAAUGCCAAUCCGGAUGCCUUGGAUCUGCUCGACCGCAUGUUGGCCUUCGACCCAAGCCAACGUAUCGACGUGGAUGAAGCUCUCGAGCACCGCUAUCUCUCCAUCUGGCACGACGCCUCGGACGAGCCAAACUGCCCGACUACAUUCGACUUUGGCUUCGAGGUUGUGGAGGAGGUUCCGGAAAUGCGCCAAAUGAUUUUGCAAGAAGUCAGACAGUUCCGUCAAUCCGUACGAGCGCCGCAACAGCAACAAUACUCACAAGGGCAUCAACAGGGUCAACAGGUGCCGAUACCUGAUGGCUACGAUCGCACGCACGAGGAUCCCAGACCGCAGGAGAUGGGAAGCACGGAUCCUUAUGGCUUGGAAAGGGAGCUUCACGACGGCUUGGACGCCAUGCGAUAG